Molecule: messenger RNA, 1213 nt
Organism: Xenia sp. Carnegie-2017
Lineage: Eukaryota; Metazoa; Cnidaria; Anthozoa; Malacalcyonacea; Xeniidae
Product: homeobox protein HMX3-A-like
Exons: 2
Coding region: 212-916 (234 amino acids)
Biological process (GO): regulation of transcription by RNA polymerase II
Cellular component (GO): nucleus
Molecular function (GO): RNA polymerase II transcription regulatory region sequence-specific DNA binding; DNA-binding transcription factor activity, RNA polymerase II-specific
Source: RefSeq, a predicted model, not a curated record
UAUCAGCCAAUGGUGUUCGACAUUCAAACACUGCUUUUAAAGUACUCAACACAACGAAUGCAGAUCAUUAUCGUUGAUCGCUCGAACACUGUGCCACUAUCACUCAUAGAGUUUCAUAGAGAGUUAACGAAACGUGUCAUCUUGCUUUGUACAAACUGAGUGAACGAGCACUUCGGAGAUUAAAAUCGGUAUUGAAUAAACUGAAAUACAAAUGGCUAACAAACGCGCAAAUCCUUUCUCUAUUUCAAGUCUUCUGGAGGACAAAGCCGGGAAUGAAAAUGUUUGUGCAGUAAAAGAAGAAUGUUAUGAGUCUGAAGGAGAAUGUGAGAAAGAAAGAAUUCCAAGUGUUACAGAUGACAAUCAACAGCACACUAUUCAUUCAUGGUACGCCAAUUACCAAGAACCACAGCCAAACAUGGAAACAAAUUUACAAGACAAACAAUACAGCGGAUUAAAGUCUCCACCACUCGAGUCUGACGACGAGACAAGCAACGAUUCCUUAAAGAAACGAAGGAAGAAGAAGACUAGAACAGUCUUUUCAAGAACGCAAGUUUACAGGCUUGAGACAAUGUUCGACUUGAAGCGAUAUUUGAGUUCGGCCGAGAGAGCUGCCUUAGCAGUACAACUCAAUCUUACAGAGACACAAGUAAAGAUAUGGUUUCAAAAUCGUAGAAAUAAAUGGAAAAGACAAAUAGCUGCAGAACUUGACGUUAAUGUUGCGCACGGGUCGCCCGCUCAAAGGUAUCUUAAAGUUCCAUUGUUGUAUCACGAAGCCAAUCUACGAAAUGCUGCUUUUCCUUAUUCACCAUUUAUAACUCCUUAUCCGGCCUUUCAUUAUCAAUCUUCUUUUGCCCCCAUGAUUGCAAAUCACAUGAAACUGGCACCUAUGUCUUAUGAAAAAGGACCGAUCCUUUAAAUGAAUGAAAAGGAGGCACAUUGAAAAGAAUCCCGCUACUUCAUAUUCAUACGACGAUGGAGCAGGGCAAAAUUUUCUCAUUCGUUGAAUUAGUUCAACCAACCAAAAGAAAUAGCACAUUAAAAUGGCUGUUAAUUGUAAUGAAUUAUGAGAGGAAAAAACUCAACAACAUAAGAAGUCUGGAAAAAAAGUAUUCGAAAUAUUCGAAAAGCAUUUUCAGAAAAUUAAAUUGAACUGUGUUGUAAAUAGAAUUUGUAAAAUAUUUUGUGAUUUUGAAUAAACGAUUUCUCAAAAUAA